AUGAGCUCUUACUUUGUAAACUCGUUCUCAGGGCGCUACCCAAAUGCUUCCACCUACAAUGGAAUGGCCCUUAGCAUCAACCGCUCAGCCUCCUCUAGUCACUUUGGGGCUGUGGGGGAGAGCUCCCGCGGUUUCCCUUCUCCAGCUCAGGAGAGCAGGUUUAGACAGGCGUCCAGCUGCUCCUUAUCUUCUCCCGACUCCCUUCCCUGCUCCAACAGCGAGAGCCAUGGAGGCAAACCCACAGAACUAGACGAGACCAGCGCGUCCUCGGGAGCCGACGAGGGCACUCCAAUAAGCAGCAGCAUCCCCCGAGCGCAGGCAGAGCCCAUCGCGACCUCCACCGCAGCAACAGAAGGGCAGACACCUCAGAUAUUCCCUUGGAUGAGGAAACUUCACAUUAGCCAUG
Molecule: messenger RNA, 406 nt
Organism: Tauraco erythrolophus (red-crested turaco)
Lineage: Eukaryota; Metazoa; Chordata; Aves; Musophagiformes; Musophagidae
Source: RefSeq, a predicted model, not a curated record